AUCAAAUCCAGUGAUUGUUUAUAAAAUACCGAUAAAAGUUAUUUUAGUUCAAUUAAUUCAAAAUGACAGAAAAUACGAACGAAUCAGUUGACGAGAUAAUGAAAAUAUCUAAAAUAAAGUUCUACGAUGAAGACGAGAGUGCUAAAAGGAAGGAUUACUUAGAGUGGGAAGAAUAUUUUAUGGGGAUUGCAUUCUUGGCAGCACAAAGAAGUAAAGAUCCAGCGACUCAAGUUGGUGCAUGCAUUGUUGACGACGACAAAAAAAUUGUAGCAAUUGGAUACAAUGGAUUGCCCAUAAAAUGCAGCGAUGACACUUUUCCUUGGUCAAAGAAUUCUGAUGAUCCACUAAAAAAUAAGUACAUGUAUGUAUGUCAUGCUGAAGUUAACGCAAUUCUCAACAAAAAUAGUAUCGAUGUCAAAGGCUGUACCUUAUAUGUUGCCUUAUUUCCAUGUAACGAGUGCUCAAAAAUUAUAAUUCAAUCACGAAUUAAGGAAGUGGUUUUUUGUUCUGACAAGCAUGCUGAAAAACCACAUACAGUUGCCUCAAAGAGACUUUUAGAUGCAGCAGGCAUCAAAUACCGACAAUUUGUACCAAAUCAUAAAAAAAUUAUAAUCGAUUUUGAUAAAAUUAACGAAAGUUAACGAUUUUGUGUUCCCUAUGUCCUUCAGACGCAAAUUUUAUUGCAUUUAUAAAAUGUGACAAUAUCAAGCAUUGCAAC
Messenger RNA from Chironomus riparius, 718 nucleotides. NCBI's taxonomy places the organism in Eukaryota, Metazoa, Arthropoda, Insecta, Diptera, Chironomidae. The record is from the annotation of a GenBank genome assembly.